ACCUCUGUUGUUGAACCAACCAUUGGGACGCAUUUGCAGUGGGCGUCCACAACGUGUCCAAUCACAUGUCAUCUGCCGUUUUUAUUUUGGUCUAGCCCAGUUCCAGAAUGUGGUAUGUGGAUGAAUGAAGAAACCGGGACACGGAAUACUGUAAUAAUAUACAUUUUCAAACGUAUACAUUUGGAAUAAUUUCGUCUCCUGCAUGCCUGAAUUGACGGGUGCCUAAAACCAAACAGCUCAUCACCACACUGCAGUUAUCAGUAACGUUAGCUCCACUGAUCAUCAUGCUAACGGUACAAUAACUGAGGAGGUGGAGGCAUCCGUGACGCCGCUACUACUAUGUAUUCCACACCUAAUGGCGUCCUAACAGCUAAUGGCAAUGCUAACAGCAUUACGGAACUGCUCGGUGCCCUGUGCGACUGCAGUAUCCAUGGGGUGUCCUGGAAACGGCGUGCCAUGGGGGGGCUUUCAAAGGAAGGCGCCCGUAAGUCUCUCAAGAAGCGUGCCUACGGGGCCCUACUGUCCAAGCUUUUCCAACCUGGCACCUGUAAAGGCUCUGCCACCGGCCCGGCCACCACACCGCCCAGAAACAAAGUCCUGAUGAUCUCCUUCGACCUGCGUGUGGCCGGGUGUCAGGAAGAGGCGGAGCGGUUGGAGGAGCUGCUCGGGACCCUGCCAGAGGGAGAACCCUCAGACCCCGUCCUGGAGCUCCUGGUGCACUUGGCCGGCUCUGCUGCCCCUCCGCCCACCUCGUUCAGCCGGGACUACAUGAGACGAGAGAGGCCCGUUCUGCGCAGGCCCCCUUUGGAGGGCUACCAGAGCAAGGAGCUGCAGAGGCUGGAGGCCCGCGCCUGGGGUCUGGUGUGCAGCGAGGAGUGGGGGUCACUGGGAGGACUCUGUGGGACUCUGGGGCUGAUGGACGCCCUUCCAGGCACUGGGCUGCAGGCGUUGAGGAUGAAGUUGGAAGUGGAGGAGAGGUUUGAGAAGGACACCAGGUUGACGCUGUUUGGUGCACUGCAGCACACCAGGACAUCAGACCUACACAUAAAGCUGGACCUGCCUCCUGUACCUAGUGAUGCAGAUGUUACUGGGCUGGCCAUCAAGGUCCCGCACUGUUUCGAUCAGUCGGAAGACGAGGGCUUUCAGUCGGCCUCCAAUCUGACCCCAGACUCACAGUCGGUGCCAAGCCCAUGUCCUGAGUUUGAUAUCUGGGAAGCUCUCGGCUCAUUUGAGCCAGGAAAACGCCGCUGCUGGGAGUCAGUUGGCUGUCCUCCAGGGAACAGGGAGCUGCCGUAUGUAACCGAGGGAGGCAGGGAGGCCUUCGAUCAGCUGUACCGCCUCUGGGAGGGUCAGAUGAGGGUUGUCAGCACAGUCGAGACCCCGUCUCCCAUCCUGCCUCUUCCCCUGGACUCCCAGACCCAGCUGGUUAGUGACCUGCUCAACGUGCUGAUCGGAGUGGAGUCCACCACCUUCCCCCUUAGCCAGAGUGUGCAGUUCAACGUCAGGCCCGGGGUGUGCGUGUCGGGGACCUCCCCAGAGAGCAUGUCGCGUCUUCUGGGGGAGCUGGCGCAGUAUGGCACCCAUUACAUGAGGCUCAGCCACUUCUCCCGACAGACUGCUACCAAGCGCGGCCUGGUCUUCCAGGCGUUUACAGGUGGGCUGAGGAAGUACCUCCACUACUACAGGGCCUGUGUUCUCAGCACUCCCCCCACCCUCAGCCUGCUCACCAUCGGCUUCCACUUCCGCAAAGUGGGCCGGCAGCUUAGGUACCUCUCGGAGCUGUGCUGUGUGGACGGCCCCUCGGGCGUCGGGCGGUCCACCUUCCCCGUGGGCGUGAAGAUGCUGUCCUACCUCUACAACGAGGCGCAGAGCAACUGCAGCAACGAGAACUACCCCGUGCUGCUGUCCCUGCUGAAGAGCAGCUGUGAGCCCUACACACGAUUUGUGUCUGACUGGGUGUACAGUGGGGUGUUCAGAGAUGUGCACAGCGAAUUCAUGAUCCAGGUCAACGAGGACUAUCUCAGCUUCAGAGACAAGCACUUCUGGCAGCGGGGCUACACCCUGAUCUCCAAGGACGUGGAGGACUUUGUGCCCGUCUUCCUGAGGCACAUCGCCAACGACGUCUACGUAUGCGGCAAGACCAUCAACCUGCUGAAGAUCUGCUGCCCGCAGCACUACAUCUGCUGGUCGGAGCUGCCGACUCCCCGCAUCUCCGUCACCUUCUCCCUGCAGGAGGUGGAGGAGAUCGAGCGGGACUGCGCCGUGUACCGCGGGCGCGUCGAGAUGAUCGCCAAGCACAGCGCCACCAGCAGGGAGGAGCAGGCGCGGCGAACGGAGCACGCGCGGCAGGAGCUGAUCAAUCAGGUCCGCCAGUCCGCGGCCAAGACUCUCGACAGCAUCCGUGGGCGGCAGGUGUCUCUGCGUCUGGUGGAGGAGGCCAAGAAGAGGGAGCGCUUUGAAGAGCUGAAACAGCACCUCGAACAGGAGCAAGAGUGGCGCAGCGCUGCCAGGAGGAAGGAGCAGGAGGAUGACUUCAGCUUCACCAGGGAGCUCAGGGACCGCGAGCAGAGGCUACAGGUCCUGGAGGAGCAGCUGGAGCAGAGAGCCAGGAAUGAGCUGAUCGCCCAGUACGGCCGCCUAUCGGAGGACGCCGCCCGUCGAGAGAGGCGGGCCUUGUGGAGGGUCCAGCGAAUGAGGCUCGACCCAGCACGCGCCCAAUUCCUAACGUUGGACGAAGAAAAGAUUGAGAACAUACUGGAGAAAUAUCCCUUGGGGCAGGAGAGACCUCCCAUUGGAUUCCUUUCAGCUGUCUCCCAGACGGGAAAGCAACGGACUGCCCUGCAACAAAACCAGGAUUCAUCAGAACACCUCACGGUGGAGGGCCGGGAACUUCCUGACGGCGUUCCUGUCUCCGACCGCCCGGCUGCCGGCUCCAGCCCGAUCACCGAGGGCGGAGACGUGAACGACUUGCUGGACCAGGGCCUCGGGGAGCUGGGCUCCGACCUCCAGCAGCAGCCUCCAGCCGCCGUAGACUACGACUUCAGCGCCCCCUUCAGACCGCUGGAGGGCAUCACCGGUCAGGCCCCGCCCCCGCCGGCGGUGCUGCCGGACAUGGCGGCCGUCCCUCACCCUUCCGCCUCGCACAUAGCCGUGGGCGAGAACGUGUCUGACGUCCAGGCGAGCUUCCCGAGGUCCAGCGUCCACGGCCAGGCGUCCGCGUCCAGCUUCCCCACAGGACAGUACACCCUGGAGGGAGGGGCGCCAGACGCACCGAAGCGCAGCGUCCACGGACACCCCUCCCAGUCGGCGGUGCAGCUGGGGGGCGGCGACGGCGCGAGGGGAGGCGACAACACGCCAGAGCCUCUCCGUGCGACGACUGUACAAACAAGCUCCCUGUUGGCGGUGGGAAACACAUUGGAGGCAAACCAGCAGCCACAGAUGGGGACGGCUCCUGUUCCUGUGGAGGAUACUACCGCUUCUGCUUCUGGUUCGUCGGUUGAGGCCAGCUCUGUGCAGGACGGUGGAGGCCUCCAGGCUGAAAGAGAUCCCCCUCCUCUGGCUCCCUCUCCGUCUGAGCCUCUGGUGGCUGCGGGUCAACGUCAGGAUUCAGCCGCUCAGUUCAACGUCGGCGAGUUCGAUGGGAUCGUGCCGCUUCCCUCCCAAAACCCUCAUGGCCACGCCUCCGAUUCCCGACUGCAGGCCGGAGCGCUGAUCUCCGACGACGCCGUCCCCUUCCCCUCACCGAGCACUCACGGUCACGCCUCUGAUUCCCAACUGACAGUCGGAGCGCGGAUAUCGGACGACGCCGUUCCCUUCCCCUCUCCCAGCGCCCACGGUCACUCGUCUGACGCCCACAUCCAGGUCGGGGAGAACAUCUCUGAUUCUGUCGCCCUGCUACCGGCUCCCGAAGCACACGGGCACACGUCAGACUGCACCCUCCAGACGGGAUGCGUCGUGUCCGGUACCGAACCCAGGCCGGGAUCUCUGCCCGGUGGCCCUCAAGGCCACUCCUCUGAUCCCCAACUGACAGCCGGAGCGCUGGUCUCGGACAACGCCGUCCCCCUCCCCUCACCCAGUGUCCAAGGACUCGGGUCGGACACCCACAUCGAGGUCGGAGCGAACGUCGUCUCCGGUUCUGUCGUCUCCGGUUCCGUCGUCUCCGGUUCCGUCGUCUCCGGGUCCGUCGUCUCCGGUUCCGUCGUCUCCGGGUCCGUCGUCUCCGGUUCCGUCGUCUCCAGGUCCGUCGUCUCCGGUUCCGUCACCCCUUUACCUGUUCCCGCCGCCCACGCGUCAGACGCCCACGUCAGGGUCAGCGACGGGUUGGUGGCACAGGUCGGCGCUCCUCUUCCCUCUCCCAGUGCUCACGGCCACGCCUCCGACGGCCACAUCCAGGUCGGGGAGAACGUCUCCGACUUUGUCGCCCUGCUUCCCACUCCCGGGGCACACGGGCACGCGUCGGACUGCAUCCUCCAGACCGGAUGCGUCGUGUCCGGUACCGAACCCGCAACGGGAUCUCUGCCCGGGAGCGCCCACGGCCACUCGUCUGACUCCACCCUCGGCGGGGGCUGUGUUGUUUCGGGGGUCGACCCCGCCGGCGCGCCUCUGCCCGGCAGCACUUAUGGGCACGCUUCCGAUUCGACCUUGGGGGAUGGGUGCGUGGUGUCCGGAACGGCAGCACAAGCCUCGCCACUUCCGGGAAGCGUUUACGGUCACUCUUCCGAUUCGACCUUAGGUGUGGGCUGUGUCGUUUCCGGAGCAGCAGAUCAAGCUUCGGCACUCCCGGGAAGCGCUUUCGGACACUCUUCGGACUCCACCCUCGGCGUCGGCUGCGUCGUUUCCGGAGUAGAGACACUGCCGUCGCCGGUGCCGGGCAGCGCUUUCGGCCACUCUUCGGACUCGGCUUUAGGCGUUGGGUGCGUCGUCUCUGGAACGGCAGCGCACGCCGCUCCACUUCCGGGUAGCGCUUUCGGGCAUUCCUCAGACUCCACCCUUGGCGUCGGAUGCAUCGUGUCCGGAAUGGCGACUCUUUCCUCGCCGGUCCCAGGGAGCGCUUUCGGACAUUCUUCGGACUCUGCUCUCGGCGUCGGCUGCGUAGUUUCAGGAACCGCCCCGCUCGCAUCGCCGAUCCCGGGAUCCGCUUUCGGGCACACGUCGGACUCGACGUUAGGUAUCGGGUGCGUGGUGUCGGAGGCGGAGCCUAUACCCACUCUACCAACGGGGAAUAUCCACGGGCACUCCUCUGACUCGACGCUGGGGAUUGGCUGCGUGGUGAAGGGCGGAGUUCAUGGGGAGCCAACCGGACCACACAAUGACCAAGGAGGCCGGGCCGCCCUGCCUGGCCUGUCCCUGGGUGAGCUCUCUGAGCAGGACUACCUGCUCUCCCUGGCCGUGCAGUACGAGGUGGAGACCUACGAGGACUGCUCCAACCGCAUGUCGGCCUCCCCAGAGUGCCAGCUCCUGAAGCGGCUCGCCGGCGGGCCCCGGGGCCUCCCCGCCGACCCCACCCUCCAGAGCGCCACGGACACCACCUCCAUCCAGCUGAGCGAGAUGGUGUCGCUGCCGGUGCUCAUGAAGCACUCCGUCACCGGGCCCCUCAUCACACACAUGUCCCUGGUGAACAAGGCGGUGGUGGACUACUUCUUCGUGGAGUUGGGCGUGGAGCGCCACUUUGAGGCGCUUCGCCACUUCCUGCUGAUGGAGGACGGGGAGUUCGCCCAGUCCCUCGGCGACCUGCUCUUCGAGAAGCUGGGCAGCGGGCAGACCCCGGGGGAGCUGCUCACCCCUCUGGUGCUGAACUCCAUCCUGAGCAAGGCCCUGCAGUACAGCCUGCACGGAGACAUCCGGCAGGCCGCCAACUUCACCUUCGCCCUGCGCUUCCUCCCCGACACAUUCCACCCCCACGCCCCCGACUCCCUCAACUGCCUGGAGCUGCGCUACAAGGUGGACUGGCCGCUGAACAUCAUCAUCACGGACGGCUGCAUGAACAAGUACAACCGGCUGUUCUCCUUCCUGCUGCAGCUCAAGCACAUGGUGUGGUCGCUCCGAGACGUCUGGUUCCACCUCAAGAGAACCGCGCUGGUUAAGGGGGCGGGACACUCGGUGCAGUUCCGCCAGCUGCAGCUCUACCGCCACGAGAUGCAGCACUUUGUGAAGGUGAUCCAGGGCUACAUCGCCAACCAGAUCCUGCAGGUGUCCUGGAGCGAGUUCACGGCCAAGCUGGCCACCGCCGGAGACCUGGACGCCAUCCACCGCAUGCACGCCGACUACCUCAACAGAGCCAUCUUCAGGGGCCUGCUGACGGAGAAGGCGGCCCCGGUCAUGAACAUCAUCCACAGCAUCUUCAGCCUGAUUCUCAAGUUCCGCGCCCAGCUCAUCGCACAGCCCUGGUCCAGCCACCAGGGGGAGACGGUGCACCCCAGCUUCAUCGCCAUGCAGCAGUCCUACAACACCUUCAAGUACUACUCCCACUUCCUGUUCAAAGUGGUCACUAAACUGGUCAACAGGGGCUACCAGCCCCAUCUGGAGGACUUCCUGCUUCGCAUUAACUUCAACAAUUACUACAAGGAGACCUGAGUCCGUCUGCAGGUCCGCACUGCUCCUAGAACUGCUUCCAUCUGUGUGUAACGCACCAGGUAUGCGGUUUGAGCUACUGAGCUUUGCAUGUGCCUAGGUUUAUGCUUUGGUGUGGUGAAGUAUAAGCACAACAACGAUGCCUCUGCGUGUGGUAUAGAAAGGGCUUCAUGUGAGUGAGUGGGUUUAUUUUUUUAGUCUGAACAGGAGUUAUAUUAUAUGAUUUGAACUAGAAGACUCCUUGGAUGUGUGAGUGGCUUUGCAUUAUUGGUUAGCUUGUGAAUAUGGGUGCUACCAAUGAGAACUACAUUAAGCUGAUGCCAAAAAGUGUACCCCUUGUGUCAAGCGUUCUUCCUGCUAGACAGGUGAGAAGUCCUGUCCUAUUGUUAUGCCUUCAAAACAAGUGUUCCAUGAUGUGUAAAUAAAACAUGUAAAUGAAUACUUUGGGUGACCAUGUUAGUCGGUUUCAAGUUAUUCCUUCUGCGAUGUGAAGAAAAUGUAUAAUUUCAAAGCGUUCAAAGUAAAAGUCAUGUGUAUUUUUAUUAAAGAAUGUUGACAUGUUGUUUUAGAAAAUUAGGUCAGACAAUGAGUGCAAAGCAGUAUAUUUAAUAAACUCAACUUUACAUUUACAUGAAAAUCAUUACCAUUCCUGGCGCUUGACCUGCAUAUUUCUUCCAUGUACCGAUGAUUUAUUUCUAGAUGUGCAAAAAACAAACCGGUUAUAUUCAGGUUGGAAGGUACAAUCCAUGAACGAUGAGAGGUUAGGCAUAGAUCUUUGAAGAAUUUCCAGUAUUAUCUUUAAUUGAACCCUCACUGCAGAAGAACUGUGCAGAACUGUACAUGCACAGGCACUAUAUAAGACACACUUACUCCAGCUUAAGUCUGUAUGUUUUAAAUACGCCUUUGUCUUGUUGAAGUGGCGGCCUACUGAGUUUAGUUCCUGCCGCCACACACUGAAUCAGGACGUAUUCAUUUACCACAGGUGGUAAAAAAAAGAGAUGUAAAUUCUCUGGGAGCUUUUCUAAGAACUGAAAAACAAACUGCUUAGUCUUUAUUUUUUUAGCUCCAUGAGAGGCGUAUCAAACUAACUGGAAGCUUGGAGCUCGAACUGAUUAUAGACUUAAGCACUGGACAAAGCAGUUCACAAUCAAGGCCAAAUUAGGAUUGCUUGACAUCUGACACACACACACACACACACACACACACACACACACACACACACACACACACACACACACACACACACACACACACACACACACACACACACACACACACACACACACACACACACA
This is a messenger RNA of Gadus macrocephalus (Pacific cod), 7865 nucleotides long. It is a transcript of the gene tubgcp6, whose product is annotated as tubulin gamma complex component 6. Lineage: Eukaryota; Metazoa; Chordata; Actinopteri; Gadiformes; Gadidae. The record is from RefSeq and is a predicted model, not a curated record. Bases 340 to 6573 code for a protein of 2077 amino acids. Gene Ontology annotation, cellular component: equatorial microtubule organizing center; gamma-tubulin complex; spindle pole. The transcript is spliced from 25 exons. Gene Ontology annotation, biological process: meiotic cell cycle; microtubule nucleation; spindle assembly. Gene Ontology annotation, molecular function: gamma-tubulin binding; microtubule minus-end binding.